This is a messenger RNA of Phodopus roborovskii (desert hamster), 830 nucleotides long. It is a transcript of the gene Tac1, whose product is annotated as tachykinin precursor 1. NCBI's taxonomy places the organism in Eukaryota, Metazoa, Chordata, Mammalia, Rodentia, Cricetidae. Gene Ontology annotation, biological process: tachykinin receptor signaling pathway. The coding region runs from base 396 to 788 and encodes 130 amino acids. The record is from RefSeq and is a predicted model, not a curated record. The transcript has 7 exons.
AAGAGGGGAGGGGGCGUCAGAUUUGCAGACGGAAGAAAAUAGGCUUCUUUGGAUUGGGUGGUGAGACCUCGACUUCCCUAAAAUUGCGUCAUUUCGAACCCAAUUGGGUCCAGAUGUUAUGGGCACCGACGGGUUACCGUCUCGGAAACUCUCCAUCACGCAAGCAAAAGGCGAGGGGGCGGCUAAUCAAAUAUUGAGCAGAAAGUCGCGUGGGGAGUGUCACGUGGCUCUCUAGGCUCGUCACGCCUGUGAUAAAUACCGCGAAGCAGGAGCAGGAACUAGAGCGCACUCCGUCGGACCUGCUCCACUCCUGCACCGAGACCAAGGAGAGUGAGGAGCGCCCAGCGAGUGCGCACCUGCCGAGCAUCCCCGCUGGGCUGACCGCAAAAUCCAACAUGAAAAUCCUCGUGGCCGCGGCGGUCUUUUUUCUCGUUUCCACUCAACUGUUUGCAGAGGAAAUCGGAGCCAACGAUGAUCUAAAUUAUUGGUCCGACUGGUCCGACAGUGACCAGAUCAAGGAGGCGCUGCCAGAACCCUUUGAGCAUCUUCUGCAGAGAAUCGCCCGGAGACCCAAGCCUCAGCAGUUCUUUGGAUUAAUGGGCAAACGGGAUGCUGAUUCCUCAAUUGAAAAACAAGUGGCCCUGUUAAAGGCUCUUUAUGGACAUGGCCAGAUCUCUCACAAAAGGCAUAAAACAGAUUCCUUUGUUGGACUAAUGGGAAAAAGAGCUUUAAAUUCUGUGGCUUAUGAAAGAAAUGCAGUGCAGAACUAUGAAAGAAGACGUAAAUAAACUACCUAACACACUAUUAUUCAGCUUCAUUUGUGUGAAAGG